UCCCUCUUCUUCUGCUUCUCCACAAUUUCACUUAAUUUUCAGAGGAUCAGAGGCUUUCGACUUUCGAGAGUAGUCUUCUCAAUUUCAUGGCAUUUUCCGGCGCAUCUCUACGGAUCUGACCUUUCACGCUUCACUGCGACUGCUAUUUCUCUGGGUUUCCUAGUCAGGUACUGAUGGAUUCGGAGUGUAAGAGACAAGCAUUAGCUGAAGAUAGGAUCAAUGUGUUGCCAGAUGCACUUCCCUCACACAUACUUUCGUGCAUUGAUCCGAAAUUGACAAAAUGCGUUGUCAGGACCAGCAUUUUGUCUAAAAGGUGGAAGAACAUGUGGGCUUCUGUUCCCAAUCUCUAUUUCAAUGAUCAGGACUUCUCCUCCUCUGCUGGUUUUAUAACCUUUGUGGAUCAUGCGCUUGAUAUUCGUGACUCAUCAGCCAUUAAAAAGUUUGAUCUUUCCUUUACUCGGUUUGAGCUUUGUGCUGAAGCUUUGUCUCGUAUUGACGAUUGGAUCAGCACUGCGGUUAAGUGUCAUGCUGAGCAACUUCGUCUCCAUGUCAAUACAGGGUUCCUCUGUGGCUGCUUUUAAUGAUUUGCGCAAGUUGACGCUAUUUCGUAUUUUCAUCUAUUCUGAAUGGAGUACUUUAAUUGCUGGAGAGAUCACCCAACCUAGAAUGUCUUAUAUUGGAACAUGAGAAUCCUCCUCUCCCACGCAUUGGUGAAUCACAUUUGCGGAUUCAAUUCAAAAUGGUUAGAGCAGGGUACCCAUUUCUGCCGCAUUGGAGUCCACCGGAGUCCGUGGCUAACUGUUUGUCGUCACAUUUGAAGACCAUCUGCAUAAAGGCAUUCAAAGGAAAAAGAUUCUUUGGACAUCUAGAUGAGAUGGAAGUGAUCAAGUAUU
Messenger RNA from Fragaria vesca subsp. vesca, 893 nucleotides. Its product is annotated as F-box/FBD/LRR-repeat protein At1g16930-like. The transcript has 3 exons. NCBI's taxonomy places the organism in Eukaryota, Viridiplantae, Streptophyta, Magnoliopsida, Rosales, Rosaceae. The record is from RefSeq and is a predicted model, not a curated record. Gene Ontology annotation, molecular function: protein binding. Bases 174 to 581 code for a protein of 135 amino acids.